This is a messenger RNA of Drosophila novamexicana, 1073 nucleotides long. RefSeq lists its product as uncharacterized. The transcript is spliced from 2 exons. Gene Ontology annotation, biological process: regulation of transcription by RNA polymerase II. The record is from RefSeq and is a predicted model, not a curated record. Bases 236 to 1009 code for a protein of 257 amino acids. Lineage: Eukaryota; Metazoa; Arthropoda; Insecta; Diptera; Drosophilidae. Gene Ontology annotation, cellular component: transcription regulator complex; nucleus.
UUUUUAAAUAAAGAAAUAUCAACUUUGGGUUGCAAAUGAAUGGAAAUAAACAUUUACCGUAAUUUUACAGAGCGUAGCGAUGAUUUUUGUUUCUUAUCGAUAGGUCGAAUUUCUGCAUUGACCAUUUUGUUGUGGAAAUGCAUGCCAUUUGUUGAAAGUAAAUUUAAAUACGCGGACAAACCAAUUUUGUUUUGCUACAAUUUGGAAUAGUGCUCCAAUUGCUAUAUUUCAUAGAAUGAAGAAACAGAAAGAGAACAAAGCAGCUGUUGCUGACAAAGCGGUGAUCAAGAAAAUAUAUAAUUCAAAGCGUCCAAAAGUAAAAGCAAUCUGGCAGACAAAGGACAUUUAUAAACUAAUACGCGAGGUGAAAAAGGAAUUAUGCAUUUGGAACUCGCCCAACAUAAGGAAUGCCAAUAAACAUGAAAGAAAGGAGGCCUGGUCAAGAAUAGCCGCUGAAUUCAAUGGCCAAUAUGAUGAUGUUGAACUACAAGCAAAGUGGACGAGCCUACGAUCACAAUAUCGUCAAUGCCAAAGAACCAAAAUGUUCUAUUGGAAAUACUUUAAGACACUUUCGUUUAUCGAUAAGAGUCCGCCUGAAGCGGCUGCUCCUGCCAAAAGCCCCACGCCAUCUACAUCCAUAUGCUCCAUUGAGGACAGCAAUGACAGUGCAUUGGACACCGCAUCGUUGUCUGGCGUUGAAACAGUCACAGCCGACUCCUCAUUGCCCAAGGCCACAUUUUCGGAGACUCUUUUAAACCAAAGUAUCACAGGAUCAGCCGCAGAUGUGGCCAAUCCCAUAUGUCAGCUAGGAGAAACCCACUUUCAAUCGCCGGAUAGGAACGAGGCCUUGAUGGCAUUUUUGCUCAGUGAAUUGCAAACACUGCGCGAAGAGGAUGCAAAUAUUUUGCGCUGUCGUCUGCAGCGAACUCUGCUGGAGUUUAAUGAGGAAAGGCAGACCAAUUUGGCCAGGCACACUGUGCAGCUCAACGACGUGAAGCCUGUUUUGUAGUUUAUAACAUAAGCAAACUUUGUAAAUUAAUAGAAUAAAUAGACAUAUUGAUAUCAAACUCUAA